Molecule: messenger RNA, 1131 nt
Organism: Penicillium crustosum
Lineage: Eukaryota; Fungi; Ascomycota; Eurotiomycetes; Eurotiales; Aspergillaceae
Exons: 3
Coding region: 1-1131 (376 amino acids)
Source: RefSeq, a predicted model, not a curated record
AUGCCCAUCUCCAAAUCAAAAUCAAAGUCUAACCCCCUCACAUCCCCCGCAACACCAAUAGCCCUCCACCCCAACCACCUUCUCUCCCCACCCGCAGACCUCCUAACCAACACCGCAACAACCCUAACAAUAGCGCCCACCCAAGAAACCAAAAUCUCCUCUCCCACAUUCACAGUCCACCGCAUCCGCGCACACGAAACCCCAGACAGCCCAGACCGCACCGUCCUCCUCUACACCGUGCACGGCAAAUCAUGGCCGAACACAAGUCGGGUGAUCUGCGACAACGAGGACGUGCCGGUUCUCGUACUGCGACGGGCUUGGUUAGCGCGUAAAUGGACUGCCAGACUUCCUGACCAAAAUCAGGAUUUAUUGGUUGCUUCUGUGCCGUGGGCUACCGAUGGACCUAGCUCGAGGGUUGGCGUUGGGGGUGGCGGGUUUAGGCUUGAAGUGCAGUUUGCAAAUGCGCUUGCAGCUACGCCGGGGUCAGGGGUUGUAGGAGGGGUGGGAGGGGGAGGAGUGGGGGGUUGUGCUGUUUCUGGGGUUGGAGGUGAGGAAGGUAGUGGGGGGAGGAGUGCUCGUUGUGAGGGGAAUGCGGGGAUGGUACAGAGAAACGACAAAGUACAUCCACCACCCCCCAAUUCACAUCCUGGGAGUCCAAUAGCAUCAACGCCAAGGCAUACACAACACCCCAACUCUCCUUCCAUUCUCCCCUCUUACGACUCUGUCCGUCGAGAAUCGCCUAAUCCUCUACGAGAUCUGCUCGAUGCACUCGAGCCACCGCAGGAGCCGGCGCCGGCUGCAUUGUUCCCUGCGUCUGCAUCUGCAUUACGAAAUGCCAAUACCGGUCCCAGUUCCAGUUCCAGUCCUGCUGAUGCAGAUGCCAAUGCAGCCCCCGGCUCAAAAGUGGAGUUAAAAAUGGUGCAUCAAGCUGCCUCGGGUACGGGUGUGAUGAUGGAUAACCGGAAGAUCAUGCAGAUCACGCGACACAAUUCGAUGGACUACAGUAAAUCCAAAAUGCAAUUGAGGCCGAGGUGGGAGGUUGAGGUUUCCGAAGGUGUUGAUUUGUUACUGGCAGUGAACAUCGUGUUGAUUAUGGCUGAGUCUGUGUCAUCUCAGAAUAGAUGGAAGUAA